Bipolaris sorokiniana ND90Pr is the source of this 3099-nucleotide messenger RNA. Its product is annotated as glycoside hydrolase family 18 protein. Gene Ontology annotation, molecular function: chitinase activity. The coding region runs from base 172 to 2964 and encodes 930 amino acids. Gene Ontology annotation, cellular component: extracellular region. Gene Ontology annotation, biological process: carbohydrate metabolic process. Lineage: Eukaryota; Fungi; Ascomycota; Dothideomycetes; Pleosporales; Pleosporaceae. The record is from RefSeq and is a predicted model, not a curated record. The transcript has 3 exons.
CGCUCUGCUUUCCAGUUCGCCCUCAAGUCGCUCUCUUUCGAGCCCCGAUCCUAAUUGCAGCAUUUUUGCUUGCGUCCCUUCUUUGAGUUCGCUCAUCACAAUCUUUACUGGCCUUUGGCCGUCCUAUCAUUUCCAUCACGUGUCGUCGUUUAUACUGUUAAUACUGUAAUCAUGGUCGCCUCAAUCUUCUCACGCGUUGCUUUUGCAACUGGGCUUCUUGCCUCUACUGCUUCGGCCGCUUACGAUGCCUCCGCCAAGUCAAAUGUCGCUGUUUACUGGGGACAGGGAAGCAACCAGAUGACGUUGCUCGAAGUCUGCUUGGAUCCUAACGUAGACAUUGUCAACAUUGGCUUCGUCAACAAGUUUCCUAAGAAGCGAGGCGAAUACCCUGGGACAAACCACGCCAAUGCUUGCGGUGAUGCAACUUACACCGACCCGACCACCAACCAGCCCAGCAAGCUACUCAGCUCAUGCCCUGGCGUUGGUGAAGCCAUCAAUGCUUGCAAGAGGAGGGGCAAGAAGGUCAUGCUCUCGCUCGGUGGUGGCUGGCCAACUGACUACUAUCUCCCAACACCAGAUGUUGCAAACUGGUUUGCGGAGUUUUUGCUCGGAGCUUAUGGUCCCCCUACCGCCGAGUGGAAAGCUGCCGGCAAGCCCCGUCCCUUCGGUGAUGCCUAUGUUGAUGGUUUCGAUCUCGACCUCGAAGCUGCAGAGUGGGAUGUACCGUCCGCAGACAUGCUCUAUGCGAACUACGAUGUCUUCGGCAAGUACAUCAAGGCACACUCCAAGAUGCUUCUUUCUGGUGCUCCUCAGUGCGUUGUCCCCGAUGCUAGGAUAUUCCUUGCUCUCAAGGAGGUUCCCUUUGACUUCCUGUUCACCCAGUUCUACAACACCUGGACCUGCUCUGCUGCCAAGGCUGUACAAGACAUGAAGAACAAUGCAGAGAGCACAUUCACUUUCAACACUUGGAUUUCUUGGCUAAAGAACAACUCCAAGAACCCAGACAUUAAGCUCUACCUUGGAUUGGCUGCAGGUGAAGAUGGCCUUCCUACACACAAGGACCACUACCUCGCCCCAGAGGACGCCAAUAUGCUUGUUCAAUCGCUCCAGGGCGACAGCAUGUUUGGUGGUAUUAUGCUUUGGGAGGCGACCGUCUCUAAGAACAACCCGACUUACGACCAGUCCUACGGUACUUGGAUGAAGUACGCUGUUCAGGGUACUUUCAAAGACAAGUACCAUCCUGUUGUAUCUUCUAGCUCUGUGGUCUCUUCGACAAUCACACCUUCCAGCACUCCUGCCUCCAGCAUUUCCGCAUCCAGCACGCCCGCUUCGAGCACUCCCGCUUCGAGCAUCCCGGCCUCCAGUAUUCCUGCGUCGAGCAUUCCGGCUUCCAGCGUCCCUGCUUCCAGCGUUCCUGCGUCAAGCACCCCAGCCUCAAGCACUCCAGCCUCAAGCACUCCGAUCUCUAGCGUCUCGGCCUCUAGCUAUCCCGCCUCCAGUGUUUCCGCUUCUAGCACUCCAGGUUCUAGUAUCUCUGCUUCCAGCAUCCCCGUGUCCAGCACUCCCAUCUCUAGCGUCUCGGCUUCUAGCAUUCCUGCCUCUAGCUAUCCCGCCUCCAGUGUUUCCGCUUCUAGCACUCCAGGCUCUAGUAUCUCUGCUUCCAGCAUCCCCGUGUCCAGCACUCCCAUCUCUAGCGUCUCGGCUUCUAGCAUUCCUGCCUCUAGCAUUCCCGCUUCCAACAGCGUUACUAUGGUUAGCUCCAGCUCUAUUGAAAUUUCCAGCAGCACCCCUGUUGGACCAUCAUCUGUCCCUACCGUCUCGGCACCCGAGAGCAUUGGCAGCUCUGUCGUUGUUCCUUCAGGUAGCGAGACCUCAACUUCCUGCAGUACUUCAAACGGUGCCUAUCCUACCGGUGUCAACUCCAGCUACGGCGUCUAUCCUACUGAGUCAGCAGUGUACCCAAUUGAGACAUACUCUGCCAGCAAGGGUGCCGAGUACCCCGCUGAGAGCUCCAAGGGCUACGGAGAGUACCCAGCUGCGUCCAGCACUGGUUACGACAGCACGCCUUCCGUCACCAAGAAGCCUGAGCAAUCCGAGUACCCAACUGUUCCCACUGGCUCCACCACCAGUGUCGUUACCACUACCUACGUCGAUGUUUGCCCCACCGGUCUUACCACGGUCACCGCGACGUACGUUGCGACUGUCUGCACCAAGUGCGCGAAGCCCACCGGCACCGCCGAUGUUCCUGAGGGAUGGACCACGAGCGUAUACACUGCCAGCACCUUGACUGUGACAAUCACCAAGCCCGUUGCCACCGUUACUGCUGUGCCUGAGUACCCAUCCUCUGCUCCUUCGGUCGUGUACCCUGCGGAGUACUCUGCCACGCCAAUUUCUUCUGGCAAGCCUGCAUACCCAGCCGUGCCCGAGGCUUCCAAGGUUGCGUAUCCUACCAUUCCUGAAGUCUCCAAGGCUGCGUAUCCUGCCGUCCCUGAAGUCUCCAAGGCUGCGUACCCUGCCGUUCCCGAAGUCUCCAAGGUCGCUGAAUACCCUGUGGCUCCUGCAUCUUCUGCGGCCCCUGAGUACCCAGCUCACUCUAUGCCUUCUGUGCCCUCCGCUGCUCAGCCCGCCUCUUCGCCUGCUGCUGAGUACCCCUCGUAUCCUGUUGGCACCGGCUAUCCCAAGAAGCCCGUGGAGCAUGAGGUUGUCAGCAGCAUGCACGUGACUCUCAGCAAGGUUGCCGUUUCUACUUACAUUCCUGCGCCUUACCCAUCGGCUGGUGUUCCUUACAUCCCCGCCGGCCCUGCUAAGAACGCUACCAGCGUGUAUGUCCCCAUGCCCACUGGUACCGGCAAGCCCGUCACACCUCUCCCAUCUAUGCCACCGCAGUUUGAGGGUGUUGCUAGCCGCGCCAGUGUCGGCUUCAUGAUGUUUGUUGGUGCUGUCGGUGCUGUUUUUGCCAUGUAAAUUCUUUGGAUAAGAGUUAUUCAUGCAUGGUGGUGAAAUGUGUUGCAGUUGCUUUGAUUCUUAUGUAAAUAAAUCCUUAUAUCCACGUUCUACCGAAUAAAAUUUGAUGUCGCGCAAUUACUUGCACUGCUCAUG